AGAGGCGCGGUGACCGUGUCUGACGAGAGCUGGAAGAGGCAGUAGGAGGUAGUGGCGACUGCGUCGCGGGCGCCUGAGGAGAAGGAGGAGGAGGAGGAGAAGCGGAUGAGGAGAUGGAAGGGAUUGACAAAGUCCUACACAGUUUAUAAGUGGCGUGGAGAAAGCACAUGCCCAGGGUACUUCCCCAGCUGCUGCUUUGUGCUCCCUGCUCUUGGUUGGAGGCAGCAUGGUCCAUGGGACAUCAUGGGGCCCGAUAGAGUGACAGCCAGAGAACUGUGUGAGAACGACGACCUCGCCACCAGCCUCGUUCUGGACCCCUACCUAGGCUUCCGCACCCAUAAGAUGAAUGUCAGCCCUGUGCCCCCCCUGCGGCGACAGCACCACCUGCGCUCAGCACUGGAGGCUUUCCUGAGGCAGCGGGACCUGGAGGCUGCAUACCGGGCCCUGACGCUGGGAGGCUGGAUGGCCCACUACUUCCAGAGCCGGGGCCCGCGGCAGGAGGCUGCCCUCAAGACCCACAUCUAUCGCUACCUCCGUGCCUUCCUGCCUGAAAGUGGCUUUACCAUCCUGCCCUGUACCCGUUAUUCCAUGGAGACGAAUGGAGCCAAGAUUGUGUCUACCCGAGCUUGGAAGAAGAACGAGAAACUGGAGCUGCUGGUGGGCUGCAUCGCGGAGCUGCGGGAGGCCGAUGAGGAGCUGCUGAGGGUGGGCGAGAAUGAUUUCAGCAUCAUGUACUCCACCCGCAAGCGCAGCGCCCAGCUGUGGCUGGGCCCAGCAGCCUUCAUCAACCAUGACUGCAAACCCAACUGCAAGUUUGUGCCCGCAGAUGGGAACUCAGCCUGCGUGAAGGUGCUCCGGGACAUUGAGCCUGGUGAUGAGGUGACCUGCUUCUACGGUGAAGGCUUCUUUGGUGAAAAGAACGAGCACUGUGAAUGCUACACCUGCGAGAGGAAAGGGGAAGGAGCUUUUCGCCUGCGGCCCAGGGAGCACUUACCACCACGGCCCUUGGACAAGUACCAGCUCCGGGAGACCAAGCGGAGGAUGCUGCAGGGCCUGGGCAGCAGCCGGCAAACCCUGCUGAGCCCAUGGGCUUGUGCCCACCCAUCCUCUCUGCGCAGGGACCUGUUCUGUGCCGCCUGCCAGCCCCUGCGCCCCCUGGCCUGUGGCACCCACCCCGAUACCUCGCCACUCUGGCUCCCAUGGCUGUUGCAGCCCCAGCUCCGAGUACGUCCCCGGAGGCGCCGUCGACCCCAGCCCCGGCCGGUUCCCAUGCACCCUGUUCUCCGUGCUGCCCGUAUCUCCCUGCACAGGUGGGGAGGCUGUGGCCCACACUGCCGCCUGGAAGCAGAGGCCGUGGUGGCCCUGGGCCCGGCCCCCCAUGCCUGCUGGGCCCCCCAGCAGGACUGGCACUGGGCCCGGCGCUACGGGCUGCCUUACGUGGUACGUGUGGACCUGAGCCGUGUGGCCCCAGCCCCACCUGCCACUGCCACUGCCACUCCGGUCCCCACCGGGACCCCAGGCCCCAUCCCCAUCCCCAAGCAGGCCCUUGCCUUCGCACCCUUCUCCCCACCCAAGCGCCUGCGGCUGGUGGUCAGCCACGGCUCCAUCGACCUAGAUGUCAACAGUGAUGGACCAUGAUGGGCUGGACAGGGUGACCCUAUUAGUCCCCCUAGCCCAAGUUCUCGACUCAUGGACCCUCCAGAAGGAGCUCUUGGACCUCUGGGAGGAAGCUGACCCUUGACCCCAGCACAUCCCUGACCCAGUGUCGGGUUGCUUUGGACACCACCAGGGAUUGGACCCCUGACCCUUUGUGACUGCUGACCCCUGAGCCAUCCCCACCCUGUCAGGGAACCCUAGCCAUUGCUGCCCUCCCCGUCUCCCCAGCUCAGGACUGAAGGAGCUGUUCCUUCCCCUCCCACCUUCUCCUGCCCAGGGAGCAAAGCCAUAAGGGGUGGGGGCCACCCCUGGCAUCUCCCCAGAAGCCCAGGCCUCAGGAGGAAGGGGAACUGACUUGGGGGUGGCACUUUUUGGAGACUGCCCCAUGGAGGGGAGUAGGUUUGCUCUCAAAUCUGGGACUGUUUGAGGUGGAGGGCAAGGUGGGGGGUGCCCACGUGUCCUCAGCACCCCCUGGGUCUCAGGGAGGCCGGGUGCAACCUUAUCUUUCUUAUGGUGCUAUCCCUGGUGCUACUGGGGUGUGGGGGCUCCCUCCCCUCCCCCACACCAGAACGGGGUAUGUUGGGGGAUUGGAAGCACUUGAACUUUUUAUUUUAUUAAAACCUUGUUAUAAGCAGCACCCUCAGAAGAUUUUCAUUUU
This is a messenger RNA of Hipposideros armiger (great roundleaf bat), 2314 nucleotides long. It is a transcript of the gene KMT5C, whose product is annotated as lysine methyltransferase 5C. Gene Ontology annotation, cellular component: nucleus. Lineage: Eukaryota; Metazoa; Chordata; Mammalia; Chiroptera; Hipposideridae. The record is from RefSeq and is a predicted model, not a curated record. The transcript is spliced from 9 exons. Bases 106 to 1638 code for a protein of 510 amino acids. Gene Ontology annotation, molecular function: protein binding; histone H4K20 methyltransferase activity.